AUGGCUGUCACUAUAUCGGCAGACUCUGAUGAUCCUCAUAUAUUAUUGGCUGAUGCUGUCUGUGUGGAGCUCAAAGACCCGAGUGAUUUUGAUAGAAAGUUGGAGAACAUGUGGGAUGUAUAUGAUACGCUGAUCAAGUUGCCGCCGUCCCGUGAGACGGAGCCGUACAAGUAUUACUACAAGGGUCGAGAGCUGCUGGAUGCAGCGAGUAAGGCUGCUCGUGAGCUCAUUGCUGCUAGUGACCGUGUGGAGGUGGAGUGGCAUCUGAUGGCUAUAGACCUGGCAAUGGGGCGCAACUUGUACUGGUGUGAAGAAGUGCAGCGAGCAGAGAUCAGAUUCAUGAGGGCUCUGAAGCUCGGGCUGUUGGCUCCUCAGAGAAAGGAGAAAAAGUAUAUCUUCGCCAUCGUCGAUUGCCUACAGCAGCUGGGCAAUAUAUGGCUAGAGCGUGGUGACUGGACAAAGGCGAUGAACUUCUUAGUGAGAGCAGCUUACAUUCACGUAACUGCAGUGGGGGUGAAACGUGGUGAUGAUGCUCAGUGGGAUAACAGUGAUUCAGCUACUUUGGAGAAGUUGAAGACUCUUACGGUCUAUGGACUGGCGAGAGCAUACGGGGGACUAGGGAUGGUAGCAUCAGCAUCACGGGCAUGCUCGAUGACCCUGUCGAGGCAGCUGGAGCAUAAUGUGGAUCCUUUAGAGGAGGAGAAAGAUGCCCCAUUCAACUACCGAGAGUGGGCUAGGAAUGCUAUCGGUCUGGCGGACUACUACAUUGGCCGUGGGGAGUUCUGGACGGCUGAGUAUUUGAUGCACGCUGCUCGAGUCAUCAGUGUUGAAUGGCCUGAGAAGCUCGGCGAGGUGAAAAGCGAUGAGUUCCUGGCUGAGAUAUGGCGGGAUAUAGGCCGCUUUUACCGCACACGAUUGGAGAUAUCCAAGUUCCAUGCCAAGCUGAAUGCUGACGAAUGCCUGGCGUUGUGGCGAUGUAACGCUGAAGUGAAAGAGAACGAUGAGGUUACUGAAGGUGUUCUUGGACUGCACUGGGAGUGUCUUGGUGAUGACCUGGCGAGCCGGGCUGUCGAAUGGGACUCCCAGCAGGGGUUUCCGGAGACCGUGAGUGUGAAUGAUGGCGCAUUACUCCUCGAUGAGAGAAGUGCUGUUGCGGAACGUAUUGUGGAAAAUGGUGAUGAUGAUAAGAUGCUGACUAUUCGGUUGGCUGAGGGACUUGUUGUCGAAACGGCGAUAUCCUUCCCGAGUAUCCACAGCUCUAUCGAGAAGGCCAUGCAGGUCCAUAAUAAGGCAUUCUUAGAGGCGCACGAAGGGGUUAUGGAUCAUGAAAAGCAUCUAACGUUCUGUGCUAAAGACUAUGCAACAGCACGAGAGCUCUUUAAAAUUGGGCAGUACUUCGACCAGCAGGCUCUCACUGUUUUCGUGUUGGAGGGAUAUGCCAGUGACCAUAUACAAACUGUUCAAGAGCUCGCUCGGCUACACGAGGCGUUGGAGUUCUGGGAGGUCGAUCAGGGUAGAGUGAAAGCUCUACUUAAACGAAGAGUUAGGCUACUAGAGCCUAUCUUGAAAGAGAUCAACCCGAUGGUGUAUGUCCAAUUCGAUCGCCAGCUUUCUUUUGAGAUCGCUGAGAUUUACAGGCGACUCGCUGAGGGCCUUCUUGAAAAGGAUGAGGAGAAUCGCGCAGUUGCAGCAGCCUCCAAGCCAUUGUUGGCAACAACUGCCCUGUUGGCUAAGGCCGAUUGGGGAGCAAUCCGCACCCUGCCCCCGGUUCUCUGGCACCGGAUUGCACCCUGCCCUCUGGCCCUCGACACUGACCAAGUGAGGAGAUACAUCCUGAAGUCAGUGAAGAACUUCACUCACUUUAUCGACUCAUUCUAUCCGCCUGCCACUCGAGAAGGCACUGUGAGUGGCUCUCACCAGAAUGCUAAGGAGCGUUUGGAUGAUGCAGUGGUCCAACAUGUGAUAUCAGCAAGAGAGCAGACCGCGAGGUUGCUGUCGAAGGAUCCAUCACCCAACGCAUCUGAACGUCUAAGGAGUCUACUGGCUGCUCUUUCACACUAUGAAUGGGUUAAGGCUUAUGCUAGUCAUCAUCAGCAACAAAUAUUGAAGCUACCGGAGGAAAGCCAGGAAGCAAUACGGUUGACGAUCCAGAUGGCUGGUCUCUUGCCGAUUCAGAUUGCGAGAUUAAAGCGUCAAUGCCUCACACAUGUUCGUAGCACUUGA
Messenger RNA from Perkinsus marinus ATCC 50983, 2223 nucleotides. RefSeq lists its product as hypothetical. The record is from RefSeq and is a predicted model, not a curated record. The coding region runs from base 1 to 2223 and encodes 740 amino acids. NCBI's taxonomy places the organism in Eukaryota, Perkinsozoa, Perkinsida, Perkinsidae. Gene Ontology annotation, molecular function: protein binding. The transcript has 19 exons.